CCCAUCCUGCGGGGGGGGGCCCCCUCCGAGAGAGGAAAAAAGCAUAAUAAUUAUGGGAGCGUAACUCUAAUUAGCCCAAUCGUUGUGGGGCGAGAGAGACACAGCUACAAUAUUUACAAAUAGCCCUGGCGGGGCCAGAGCGCGGCUCCCCGCGGGAGGGUCAAAGGUCAGUGCUGGUGGACGUCACCACCAUCCCCACCCCAACCAGCGACUGGCACUUCACUCUUGCCGGACUGGCUGGCUCCGCCACGGAUCAGCGCACCGCUGCUAGGCUUGAAAAAGAAAAGAAGAUGAGUCCCGCCGAGCGUACCCCACACAUCAAAGGUGUACCUGGUGCUUUGCAGAUCAAUACAAGACAACAAAAUUCCUGUCCUCCUUCAGACCUACAUCUUCCAUGGAACCUCCUAGCCAUCUAGCUGGAGAUAAAUUGAGGGGCAGUCAGACGCUGACAGACCAGAUGGAGUAAGAGAGUGUUUCCAGGAAACCCAGAGGAAGCUUCGAGCAGGCAGCUGGGGGUGUUCUAAAGAAUCAGAAAUGGCUCCAGUUAAAAUCAACCAUGUGGUGUCCUUCACCUCUCAGGACCCCAGGUAUCCAGUGGAGAACCUGCUGCAUGAUGAUGGCAUUCACCCGUGGCUGAGUUGCCCCCAGGAUCGGAGCAGGCAGCUGAAAGUGGAGCUGCAGCUGGAACGGGCUAGUCCUAUCGGCUACAUAGACAUAGGGAACUGCGGCUGUGCUUUUCUCCAGGUGGACGUGGGGCGCUCCUCCUGGCCGCUGGACCAGCCCUAUGUUACCUUGGUGCCCAGCACUACACUGAUGACGCCGGCUGACUCAAAGCUGGACAGGAACCGCUCCGGGGUCCGGAUGUUUAAAGAGGGGGAUUUCCUGGCGGCGGCGCUGGGCGAGAAGUGGGAUCGCGUGAGAAUCACCUGCAGCCAGCCCUUCAACAAGCAGGCCCAGUUUGGCCUCUCCUUCAUCCAAAUCCGCACCCCGUUGGACCCCAAUCACAGCCAGGCGGCUCCAGCUCCGCCCCCUCUCCAGAUGGGUCAUGAGCCCACAGCCAGCCCCUGGCUUGCCAGCCCUGCCUUCCGCAGGACUUUUUUCCCGGAGGUGCAGCCGAGCAAGGGGGAGGAGGAGGAACUGAAGAACCGACUGCAGCUGCUGGAGCCCAGCUGUGGGCCUCACCCACGCAGCCCGGCCUGUCUCAGCCGGACAGCCAGGAUGGUGCUGUCGGCGGCCCAGUCGCGCAGCCGCACUCUCCAUCUGGGCCCCAGCUCCACCUCUUUGGCCACUGAGAGACGGGGGAGCAGCCGGGGGCAGCAGGGUGAAGAUCCAGCCAUGAGCCCUACAGCAGCAGGCCCCAUGCAGGAUGUCCAUGAUGCUCCACCCCUGAGGAGGGUCCGGGUGAAGCCAAGCAGGAGACGAAGAUUGCAGGGUGCCGCAGGUCAAUGCCCAGGCCUGGCACCCAGGGAGGAAAAGCCAGGGGCUGGGGAGGAAGGUCCAACAAGCCGGAUGAUCGUGGAGAGGCAGGUGGAGAGAUGGGUGUAUGCCCCAUCUGUACGGGCUGCUUCAGCACAGAUCUCCUUCCCGUUCACGCCUCCGCCUGUGGGGAAGAUGGCUCCCUUCCAGACACAGCCUGGCCAUCCCCACCACGGGAAGAUCCCCAGCACGAGGAGCCCCCUGAGGCUUGGGUGCCGUGCCCCAUCUGCGAGUUCCGGUUCAGCACGACGGAGGUGGAGAGGCAUGCCAGCACCUGUGGGGAGCAGGCAGGAGCCCUGGAUACCCCCCACUCCUGGCUGUGGGUGGAAUAAGGCUGGCAGGGCCAGGUCAGGUCGUAGAGGCACAACACUGGCACACGCUGCCCUAUCCCCCCCAUCAGCCCCAUUUGAGGUAUCUCUGUGUCUGAGCCUCGGGGUCACUCUGCUCAGCUGGGUUGGAGCCUCCUUUGGACUGAAGGGCCAUAGCCGUCAUGGUGACCUUGGGACACAGGUCACAUGUCAUGGGCGUCCUGGAAUGCUUUCAGCCCUGGGGCAACCUACGCCGCCACGCAGGGAGCGCGGCUUGCACUUGACCACCUCCCAGGCUUUCCGAGGCUCUGAGCUGCAUGGCAAGGAGCGACCGGCACAGAGGAGUGGUCUGCUGGCCAUGGAGAGCGUCAUGCAAAAAGGAGCUUGCCAUUUUCAGGCAGCCCGAAGCCCCAGCUCUAGCCAGGGCUCCAGCAGCUUGCGGACUCCUUUCCAAGGAGCUGGUGUGCUGUUUUCUGUGAGCCUGCCAGGUCCUCAGCCCUGGCUCCAGCUGGGGGUUACACAGAGGCUUGCCCACCACUGUGCCCUGCUAAGUCUCUGCCCCUCGCAGCAACCCAGCUGGAGGGAGAUAGUCAACAAGAAGCUGAAGUUUCCCAGUGAGCUCCUCGACGCCCUCCAGGAUGGGGACCUGUUGCAGGUGCAACAGCUGCUGCAGGGGAGUGACGGGAUCCUGCAGCAGCAGGCUGAUGGCGAGGACCGUGCGUGGCGGGAAGCCCGCAACCUGGCCAUCCGCACGGGUGGUGGGGAGAUCACCAGGGCCCUGCUGCGCUAUGUUAAGUUCAACUUCCGCCAGAUCCAUGAGGCCCUGCUGGUCGCCGUGGACACCAACCAGCCCCAGGUGGUGAAGAUGCUGCUGGAGCGGUUGGACCAGGAGAAGAACAUCAAGAUGGACAUCAAAUCCUUCUCCCUGGCCUUCUUCGACCACUCCAUCGACAAUGCCCGCUUCGCCCCCGGCGUGACGCCGCUUCUGCUCACCCUGGCCUGCGAGAAGGACCUCUAUGAGAUUGUGGACAUGCUGGUGCGGAAAGGCCACUCCAUCCCCCAGCCGCACAAGGUCUCCUGCACCUGCCUGGAGUGCAGCAACGGCCGCAAGUAUGACCUGCUCAAGUUUUCCCUCUUCCGCAUCAACACCUACAAGGGCAUCGCCAGCCGGGCCUACCUCUCCAUUGCCAGCGAGGAUGCCAUGCUGACCGCCUUCAAUCUCAGCCGGGAGCUGCAGCGCCUCUCCUGCAAGGAGCAGGAGUUCAAGCCAGAGUACCUCACCCUGGAGCUGCUGAGCCAGGAGUUUGCCUUCGAGCUGCUGGGGAUGUGCCGUAACCAGAGUGAAGUGACAGCUGUGCUGAACAACCUGGGGGACAGUGAGGAGGAGGAGAAGCUGGACAGCCAGGCCUUCGAGGAGGGCAUCCCCAACCUCGCCCGGCUCUGGCUGGCCGUCAACUACAACCAGAAGAGGUUUGUUGCCCAUCCCGUCUGCCAACAAGUGCUGUCGUCCAUCUGGUGCGGGAACCUGUCAGGCUGGCGUGGGAGCAACACGCUCUGGAAGUUCUUUGUCUCCUGUUCCAUCUUCCUGACCAUGCCCCUUCUGUGCUUGCUGUACUGGAUUGUACCGAAGUCGCGGGUAAGCAGCCUUCCAGGCCACGAUGGGACCCAACAAGGGGGUAGAGUCUCCCAAGUGGGCAGCAUUAUUUCCCAUAAAUGUAAACAAACUUGCUUAUCUGAGCGAUUGGCUGAACAAGAAGCAAAGUCAAGCAACAAGUCGGGGGGCAAAAGGACUUGGGGUGGGGUGGGGAGGUUCAUGUUCAUCCUCAUGAUCAUUCUCACCGCGUUCCUGUGCGGACUCAACAACACCUACGUUUACUACCAGGAGUCCCAGCGGCUGGGGAAUUUCAACGAGACGUUCCAGUUCCUGUUCUGGACCAUGUUUGGGAUGGAGGAGUACAGUGUGGUGGACAUGCCCCAGUAUGCCCUGGCGGAGUUUGUGGGGCGGGCGCUCUACGGGAUCUUCACUAUCGUCAUGGUCAUCAUCCUUCUCAACAUGCUCAUCGCCAUGAUCACCAACUCCUUCCAGAAGAUCGAGGGUGAUGCGGACGUGGAGUGGAAGUUCGCCCGCUCCAAGCUCCACCUGUCCUACUUCAGGGAGGGCCUGAUGCUGCCUGUGCCAUUUAACAUCAUUCCCACGCCAAAGUCCCUCUUCUACUCAGUCAGGGGCAUCUUCCAGUUCAUUUGCUGCUCCAAACCCAAGAGACAACCAGAUUACCCCCCGAUUCCUACCAUCGCUAACGCCGCCCUGGAGGACGUCGGCCUGGGCGUGGAGAGCUGCCGUUCCUAUCAGCUGCAGGUCAUCAAGGCUCUGGUGCAGCGCUACGUCGACACGACCAGGCGGGAGUAUGAGGAGAGCAGGCGGAAAGACCUGGGGAAUCGUAUCACUGAGCUGAACAAGUCGGUGUCGUGCCUGCAGGCGGAGGUGAAGUGCCUACAUCACAGCCUGCCUGCCCACCCUGCCCCCGCCAGCCCUCUGGACAGGGCCAGCGUGCUGCACAGAUACAUCCUGCGGGUCCAGGACAACUUCCAAAACUUCAGCCAGGCCUCUGGCAGCUCCAACCUGGGCUCCCCGGCCCAAGUGAUGGUGCACCAGGACGGGGCUGCCAGGAACGACCCCCAGCCCUACCCCGAGGAGCUCUCCCUUGGCCCCCAACAUAAGAUGUCUCCCGGGGAUGGUGCUGGGGAGGGGGACUGAGCUGGAGAGCCAGAGGACCCAAGUUCCUGUCCAGCAGAGGAAGCCGACUCCGGCCCCAGCUUCUAGCGGCUCAGGGCAGCGUUUCCACGGUGGCCUGGAGCCAAGCAAUAAUAGCCACGCCCAUCACAUCUCGUGCAGCCAAAGGAUCCCAAAGCAUGUUGUAUGCUGCUCUUGCUGGCUUGUGUCCCAGCCCAAGCAAGCAGGGAGCUUGCUGCCUCUCCCACAUGGGGUGGGGGUUGAAGCAUGGCUGAUGGUCCAGUCAGGUUCCUUGUCCACCAGGCAGCUGCUUUGAUAGAGAGCAGUGCCUGAGUAGCCGAGCUCCCCGCCCAGUCAUUAGGCAGAUGGGCUGUAGCACCAGCUAGGUUUCUUUUACUUUGAGUCAAUGUUUAUGUCAAGUCCUUGGGUGUUACAAACUGGGUCCCUGCAACUUGAAUAUAAAGCCCCGGAGAAAAUACCUCCACCCACUGUGCCCACCACUGACAUGCUCCGCCCUCUGGGGUGCAAUGAGGCAGCUGACCGACAGUGAUUGUUUGUUUGAUCGAGGGCUGCCUGGGUCACAGUGGAAAGAGAGAGAGAGCAGGGGCCAGGAGAUCUAUUUGAAGCGUGUCUGAGCAGGGGGCUAGCCCAGUGGCACAGGACUAGCACAAGGCGCUGUCAUGCUGGGGAUCCUGCCUCAGGGCCAGGCAGGGAGUGUUGAAGGGUGCUCGGAGGGGGGGUUGACUUUCCUCUGGGGCCCAGCUCCAUGUGAUGCUGGAGCGGGACAGACAGGCUGCGGAGUGAGCUGGGUGCAGCUAUUGUAUAGACUGUCCCAAGGAGCUGUCUGGGAGGGAAAUCAAGGGCACUCCUAGAGACACCGAAGCCAGUCCCUGCCUUCCUGGCCUGCCAGCUGAGAUCUUGCUCAUAGUCUGUUAUAGGUGCAAUUCUGUGAUCAGGAGGUAGCCAGUUAAUGAACCCUGGCUGCUGCAGCCUUGAAGUGUGGUUCUGCUCUGACACGUGACUGGCCGUGUGUAUGUGUUUUUGGGGAGGGGGGGGAAUCCAUGCUUGUUGUGGCUCAAUGACUCCAGCUCAAACCGUUCAAUUUGCGAUAAGAAGAAUAUGUUGCUUUGGGUUUUUUCUUUCCUCCUCUAAUCGCCAGCUCCACAAAUUCCCACGGGAAUCUGAGUGUCAAGCUGGGUUCUCUUCUGCUUCUGCGUGCUCCUGGGAACAUUUCCAUGGAGGUCAGUGGGCUUAGGAUCAAAGUCUUCAGCACAUUUCUCACGCCAGUUUAGUUAGUGCCCAGCUGUGUCUGCUAUAGAAGAUUGACUAGCUAGAUUCCUGAAGCCUGGGAGCUGUCGGGAAGUUUAAAAGAUGUAAUAUUCAGACAGGCUCUGUCCUGGCUUCCGAUCUGUAACUUGUUAUUUGUAGCCCCAGAAAGUGUAGUAGGUUCUGCCUGGGUCUUUAAAACAAUGCACAAUGGAAGGGUCUAAUAAAUAUCUUAUCUCACUGUGGAAACAGGAGUGAAUCAAGCCUAGCUUUGUGUCUUUAGCGCCUUGUAUUCACAUUGUAGAAUACAAUACUAUUGCUUCGUCCCAAUAAA
Molecule: messenger RNA, 6115 nt
Organism: Dermochelys coriacea (leatherback sea turtle)
Lineage: Eukaryota; Metazoa; Chordata; Testudines; Dermochelyidae
Gene: XNDC1N
Product: XRCC1 N-terminal domain containing 1, N-terminal like
Exons: 25
Coding region: 535-4539 (1334 amino acids)
Biological process (GO): calcium ion transmembrane transport; regulation of cytosolic calcium ion concentration; single strand break repair
Cellular component (GO): nucleus; cation channel complex; membrane
Molecular function (GO): inositol 1,4,5 trisphosphate binding; damaged DNA binding; store-operated calcium channel activity
Source: RefSeq, a predicted model, not a curated record